GCUGGAGCUCUCCUAAAAAAAAAAACAAACAAAACAAAGCAAAAAAAAAUACAACUAAGAAGGAUCAGGGGUCCAACUAGUCUUGGAUAGUCUAAGAGCCCUGACACUGGAGUGACCCAACAGAGAUGACACACGUUGAUUCUCGUCCUGUAGACAGAGGGCCAUAUGGCCAAGUGGACAGCGGCCACACAAGGUCUGUAACCUGAAAGGCUCUCACCCGUCCUCUGCUACCUCCUCCCAGUGUGUCCAUGAUGUUCAGGGCAGCCCCGUGGGGGGAAAAGCUGGGAAAAACCUCCCUGGGCUUCCGAAAAUUAGAGCAGCUUUUCUCCACCUCCAACACACGUCCAGAUCUGUGACUCCCAGGCCGGGGUGGAGGCCUCUAAGCAGGCUGACCGGUGCUGCCCACACUGUUGGUUGGCAUUCGGGCAGCAUGCGCAGGCCUGGAUGGAAUGCUAUGCAGUUGUGAAAAAGGAUGUGGACUGGACGUAUGCGCGCCGGGACAGAAAGAUGUUCCAGAAACAACAGCUGGAAAGAGCAGGCUAUAAAAUAUCUGUUCCCUGAAAUCAUUGUGUAAGAAAAAUAAUCACACGAAACCGUUACCUAGGGUUUUUCUGGAUGGUUUUGUUCCUCGUGUUUCUCUCUUUUCUCCUAUUUCCUUGAUUAAUAAUUUUACUCAUGCAGUCAAACCAUAUCUUAAAAAAAAGCAGGCCCUGCAGCUGCUGGCUCUGAGCUCCCCAAACACAGAACACCCCAGAGAGGAGGCCUGAACUAACCAGCCUCAAAGCCUGGUGCGCUGGACACGUCCUCCUGUCUGUGGAGGGAGAUGCGUGGCCUGGCAUAGAAGCUCCCUGAGGGCAGGGCGUUACAGGGCAUUACCCUGAGGCACCUAGAGAAGUGCCUGGCAUCUGUGAGUCUCAACUACCACCGGGAGGCAGCCCGCACAAACAGGUGGUUGAAGAGGCCGUGUGGCAUCCGUGAGAAAGGCCUUCACCAGCAACUUUGGGCAGGCCCUCUGUGUCACCCUGCAGGCCAGGAACUCAGUCCGUGUCCUGGCUCCUUUCUGAGCAGAUGAUUUGGUGAAACACAGCCUCUCCCCCUCAGCAGGCUCUGACUCCUCAGGUCAAGGGUGCCUGGGCUUCCUGCCCCUGCUCUGCGGGGAUCCCAGCCUGGCAGGGCCUGAACUGUAAGGGGAGGUGGGCUGUGAUGAUAAGAGGCCAGAUAAGGCCAGCUCUGCUCUGCAGGAAGCCCAGCCCAGGGUCUGGAAAUUUCCCAAGUGCCCCCUUCCCUCAGCAACACCCCCCCCCCCCCCGCGCCCACUCACCUUUAACCUUUGCUAGGUUGUUCUUUAACUAGGGAGAUUCAUCAGAGAGCUCCCUCCCCGGGCAGAUCCCAGGACGAGAGCAGGCACCUAUCAGGUAAGACCUUCCUCCCUGCACACGGGGAGGCGCGGGUCAUGGGGUGGGGAGAGGGAACCCCCCCUCCCCCGACUCCCCUUCCUUUCUGUGGCCCAGCUGAACCCCGGGCGGGGCAGGCUUGGCCGAAGUGCCCCCAGCCAUGAGUCACUUUGUGCCCAGCCGCGAUGGGGUGUGGGAAGCCCAGGGAUGAAAGGUACCAGGUCCCUGGCUGCCUCCUAACCCGGUGGCUGAGAAGGCGUGCUUGCAAGCAACCAAUGGAGCGGCCGGGCCCAUCGGGGAGUCUCUUCUCAGCUAACACUGCCUCCUUUCAGGACGCUGUGCGCGCACUGAACACCCUGCAGACCAAUGCUGGCUAUCUGGAGCAGGUAAAGCGCCAGCGGGGUGACCCUCAGGCACAGCUGGAAGCCAUGAAGCUGUACUUGGCACGGAGUGGGCUGCAGGUGGAAGACUUGGACCAGCUGAACAUCAUUCACGUCACUGGGACCAAGGGGAAGGGUUCCACUUGUGCCUUUACUGAACGUAUUCUCCGAAGCUAUGGCCUGAAGACAGGAUUCUUUAGCUCUCCCCACCUGGUGCAGGUGCGGGAGCGGAUCCGCAUCAACGGGCAGCCCAUAAGCCCUGAGCUCUUCACCAAGCACUUCUGGCCCCUCUACCACCGGCUGGAGGAGACCAAGGACAGCAGCAGCUAUGUCUCCAUGCCCGCCUACUUCCGCUUCCUCACGCUCAUGGCCUUCCACGUCUUCCUCCAAGAGAAGGUGGACCUGGCAGUGGUGGAGGUGGGCAUUGGUGGCGCUUACGACUGCACCAACAUCAUCAGGAAGCCUGCGGUGUGUGGCAUCUCCUCUCUUGGCAUCGACCACACCAGCAUUCUGGGGGACACGGUGGAGGAGAUCGCGUGGCAGAAAGGGGGCAUCUUCAAGCGUGGCGUCCCCGCCUUCACCGUGCUCCAGCCUGACGGUCCCCUGGCCGUGCUGAGGGACCGGGCCCAGCAGAUCUCAUGUCCUCUCUACCUGUGCCCACCACUGGAAGCCCUGGAGGAAGGGGGGCCGCCGCUGACCCUGGGCCUGGAGGGAGAGCACCAGCGGUCCAAUGCCGCCUUGGCCUUGCAGCUGGCUCGCUGCUGGCUACAGCAAAAGGACUACCGGGGCAUCGGGGAGCUGAAGGUGUCCAGGCCCAGUCUCUUGCGGCAGAUGCCCCUGGCGCCCGUGUUCCUGCCCACGACCCACAUGCGGCAUGGGCUUCGGGACACGGAGUGGCUGGGCCGGACGCAGGUGCUGCGGCGCGGGCCCCUCACCUGGUACCUGGAUGGCGCGCACACCGCCAGCAGCAUGCAGGCCUGCGUGCGCUGGUUCCGCCAGGCGCUGCACCGCCGCCCGAGGCCAAGCCGCGGCUCUGAGGUGCUUGUCCUGCUUUUCAACUCCACCGGAGACCGGGAUCCUGCAGCACUGCUGAAGCUGCUGCAGCCCUGUCAGUUUGACUAUGCUGUUUUCUGCCCUAACCUGACAGAGGUCUCAACUGUUGGCAAUGCAGACCAGCAGAACUUCAUGGUGACCCUGGACCAGGUGUUGCUCCGCUGCCUUGCACACCAACAGCACUGGAGCCGCCUGGACGAGGAGCAGGCCGGCCCGGAGCCUGGUGAGCCCACAUCCUCGCUGCUGGCUCCCCACCCGCCCGAGCCCCGUAGCACCAGCUCCCUCGUCUUCAGCUGCAUCUCCCACGCCUUGCUGUGGAUCAGUCAAGGCCGGGACCCUGUCUUUCAGCCACCCAGUCCCCCGCAGGGCCUCUUCGCCCACCCUGUGGCAGGCAGCGGGGCCGGCGUGCUCCGUGAGGCUGCCGCCAUCCACGUGCUGGUCACCGGCAGCCUGCACCUGGUGGGCGGCGUCCUGAAGCUGCUGGAGCCGGCCCUGUCCCAGUAGCCCAGGCAGUGGGGGUAGAAGGGGGGGCCUCCCACACCUGCCCUGCGUCUCUCCACGAACUGCUACGUUCGGUGCCUUUUGUUUUUUGCUCUUCUGAUGGUCUAGACUGGCCCAGGGACCCAGGCUUUAGGCAGCAAGAGAGAGGGCUGGGGGUGGGAGGCUGAGAUGGGCCAUCCUCUGUCUCUGAGCCUAGGGUGCCUCUGGCCUCUUCUUCCUCCCGGCUGAGAGAGCCAGAGGGCUUCCUGGUUGUCCCGCCGUCGUGGUUAGGCCUGACCACGCAGCCCACCUCCCCUCCCACCCUGCCUGCUUCCUGGCUCAGGCUUAGCUUCUUAGGCCAGGCCUAGGGUCCUGCUGGGUGCUGGUUGAUAGAUUUCCUCCUCCUAGUGGCCUUCUGGGAAAGAGACGGCUCCCGCCUGGGGCCCCCUAGGGACAGAGGAUGGCUGGAGACAAUUAAAGCCUUUAACUUUUUUAAAAAAAGAAACGGCAAACGUUUGCCUCUUGAUUUCUAGUUCCCUCAGCGCAUAAAUAGGGGCCUACAGGGGGUACCGGAACUGGAUUGUGUAGGAGCCCACGCUGGGCUGUCUGAAAUGAGCACACUGGAUGGAUGUCCAUCGGCCACAGACCUCCCCACAGAGCCCUUGUUACAGAUGAGGGAGCCGUGGCUGGCUGAAAGCCAUGGGAUGCGCCCCUUAGUCCCACAGCCAGUCACGUGGCAGUUGCAGGAUUUGAACCCAGAGCUGUGCCCUCCCCACCCGUUGUAGGUUUCCCACCCCUUCGCCCAGCCCAGCACUCAUUUCAUGAUCUAAUUUAUUGGUGGUGAGUAUACAGGGGGUGGGUCCAGGCCAGACAGUUGGGCCACUCCCCAUCUAAUGCCUGCCUGCCUUGGGGGUCUCCAUGUGACAGUUGCAGGGAGGAGCUAGGCUCCCCCGUUCCCAGGCUGGGCACCCCUAGGCUUCUCGUUUCCUUGCCAGAGUAGUGCCAGUCCAGGUGUGGAGGCCGCUGGGAGCAGGUCCGGGUGGCUCUGAGCUGGCCUAGGUGAGUCUGUUUCUCCCCUCCCACCCAGCCCAGGUCGCCAAGUGCUGGAUCCGGGUUAAAAAUUACAGGGACUUGGUUUCUACAACAGUGUGGACUUAUAGGGCAGUGGUCUCUCUCUCCGUGGUCCUGGGCGGCCGUACUCCAGGCCCACUGGGUUUGAAGGUUCGGUGGGGUGGGGGGA
Lynx canadensis (Canada lynx) is the source of this 4547-nucleotide messenger RNA. RefSeq names its product folylpolyglutamate synthase (gene FPGS). The coding region runs from base 1580 to 3331 and encodes 583 amino acids. NCBI's taxonomy places the organism in Eukaryota, Metazoa, Chordata, Mammalia, Carnivora, Felidae. Gene Ontology annotation, molecular function: ATP binding; tetrahydrofolylpolyglutamate synthase activity. Gene Ontology annotation, cellular component: mitochondrion; cytosol; cytoplasm. The record is from RefSeq and is a predicted model, not a curated record. Gene Ontology annotation, biological process: tetrahydrofolylpolyglutamate biosynthetic process. The transcript has 15 exons.